Molecule: messenger RNA, 1038 nt
Organism: Aspergillus fischeri NRRL 181
Lineage: Eukaryota; Fungi; Ascomycota; Eurotiomycetes; Eurotiales; Aspergillaceae
Exons: 3
Coding region: 1-1038 (345 amino acids)
Biological process (GO): chromatin remodeling
Cellular component (GO): nucleus; Ino80 complex
Source: RefSeq, a predicted model, not a curated record
AUGUCACAGGAAAACGAGGAUUCCCGCUCCGUGGCCGAGAGCCUGCCCGACGAAUCGACCAGUGCCCCUGCGAAACAGUCAUAUCGUUCUUUCAAAAAGAAGUAUGCCAAACUCAAAGUCAAAUUCGAGCUUGGGAUGAAGGAGAGCGAGUCUCUGAUCCGCGAAGAGUUGCGCAUCGAAGAUCUCUCAAAGAGAAUUCAGGAGCAGAACGACCAACUUCUAGAGGUUCUCCUUGAAUUCAAUGAAAGUUUGCACGUCCCAGCGGAUCAGCGAUUUGAUCUCAGUGCGCCGGGAGACUCAUCCUUCCUGCCGACGCCUGAACGAUCGCCGAUGUACGUCGACACCGCGACGGCAAAAUCCAUCUUGAAAGAUGCGAAAGCACAGAUGGCUGCUGGCAGCAUGACACUCGAAGCAUAUCGCACUCUGGAAGACGAUAUCAAACGAGGCAACGCAUUUGCACCGCGCAUGCAUUACACUGCCCUCCAAAAGGUGCCUCAUACGGCGGUGCCGCCCCUAAGACAGGAUUCUUCUACAGAUAUCAGCCUGGAGGAGAAGCUUGGAUAUCUUACUCCGCAGCACGAGACCGAGUAUUACUUGAGCAUGGAUGCAAAGCUCGGUGACGAAGCAGCUGCCCUCGAGCUUAGUCGCAUUCCCGAAAAGCCAUCUUUCGCUGAACGGGAAAGGGAAUUGGCGUUGCGAAACCCGGUCUCCGUCUACAACUGGCUCCGGCGCAAUCAACCGCAUAUUUUCCUGCAGGACCAUGAGAACGCCUCCGAGAAGUCAGGCUCUCGACCAACUAAUGCGCGGGCGUCCAAAAGAGUAACCCAGCCACGCAAAGAGGAGGAGGUUUACGACGAGGACGGCGUCCUAAUGGAUACCGGUCCCACUCCUGGUAGCACCAAAGGCAAGCGCAAGCGCGAUGACGAUACGGGCUAUAGACCCAAAGGUGGCAGCAGCCGUCCCAGCAAGAAAAAGAAGGACGACACGAACUCAAAUGCCAAGCGCACGUCGAAAAGGUCCUCAGGUGUGGGUGCCUGA